CCACAAAACCUAAAAGUAGACGUCAGAGUCGUCACUGUGAUCGUUAAACAUGGCGGAGGUUGAUUUUGGAGACACCGAACUGUUCGAGCAGUUUGAGAACGCGCCAGUUGUGAAGCACAUUCGUUUUAGUGAUGUCGACGAAGAGGAGUCAGAGGAAGUGCACGAUCGUUUAGUCGAGUGCGAAGCGACGAUUGAGCGUCUGAACGCAGAGAAUGAGGAACUGAAGAGAAAGUUAAACAUAUUAAGUCGUCCUACAGGUAUAAAAAUAGAAAAUUCAAGAACAGAUGGACCUCUCUGUCAAGUUCUUUUUGGAAACAAUAGCAUUUCUAAGCAACGUCGGCAAGAAAUCGAGGACUUUAUCUGCUGUCUGGUCCAAAAACACCUACAUGAACAGAAACACAAUGACCCGGAAAGCUCUGCGCUUCAUGUCAACCCUCAAUAUUCAAGUAUUGUCAUGGAGGAAAGCUAUAAAGUGCAGGAUUCCUGUUCCUCGAAACAGGUCAAAGAUGCUUUCAGUGUGGUGGGAAGUGUUUUGUAUUUCAACAACUUCUGUGUUGAUAAACUUGGUCAGCCGUUGCUCAAUGAUAACCCGCAGCUGACCGUUGGAUGGGAAAUUCCAAAAUACCAGCAGGUCUUUGGCCAGGUUAUCGCUCUUGAGGGUCAAGAGGUUCAGAUUAAAGAGAAAAGGCCUAGGCCGUGCUGUUUUAACUGCGGUUCAGAAGACCAUCAGCUGCGAGAUUGUCCAGAGCCCAAAGACAUGGCUAAGAUCAAUGAAAAGAGGAAGGAGUUUUCACAAAACAGCAGUCUGGGAAAUCAACGCUACCACGCAGAGGAGGUCGAGGAACGAUUUGCAAAGUACAAGCCAGGAAUAGUGAGUCAAGAGCUUCUCGAUGCCCUCGGCAUCACUACAAACACACUCCCCCCCUAUAUCUAUCGCAUGCGGGAGCUGGGAUACCCACACGGCUGGCUAAAAGAGGCAGAGAUGGAGAACUCAGGCUUGGCGCUGUAUGAUGGCAAAGAAUCAAAAGACGGAGAUGUUCCUGAUGAUGACAACCAGUGCAAGAUCUCGUAUGAUGUCUCGAAGCUGGUGGACUUUCCCGGCUUUAAUGUUACGGCUCUGCCCAAUGUCAGGGAUGAAUACAGAUCUUUUGGGUCCAUCCCCAUGCAACCACAGCACUGGAAAGAAAAUUAUGCUGCUUGUUUAACCAACACGUUCCCAUCGCCUGGUUCUGGAAAUAAGAGGCGUCAUACAUCUGAACUGAUACUCGGUCAAACAAAGAAACUGAGAUCCACUUCAGAUCAAGAAUCAGACAUGGAGAUAGAGUCGGAUCACGACUCCAGUACUCCACUGAGAUCUGAUGGUUUCCAGUUCCAACCACCACCUCCUCCCGGCGCUUCGUCCCCCAGCAUUCCACCACCCCUACCACUGGGAACGCCGCCCUCCACACCGACCCCACCUCCACUCCCCAAAGACACUCCUCCUGCAUCUAACUCUCCAUCCAUUCCAGCGAGAGGCGUGGCUGAGGGGGAGGAGUCGGAGGACGGGCUGACCCUGGAAGAACUGGAGGAGCAGCAGAGGCUCUUGUGGGAGGCCCUCGAGAAGGCGGACACCACCACCAACAGCGACUCUGAGGCCGGAGCGUCCGUGACCACCGUCCCGAGCUCCCCGAGCGUUUGCACUCCCCUGAGGCCCGAUGCUGAGGAUGACAGCGAAAAGAUUCCAGCCGACAGCUCGAGUCACACGUUUGAAGUCCUGAGCACGCCGACAUCGCCUGUUGUGGAGCGAGGAGUGAGUGUUGUUUGUGAGGAAGAGAGAACGGAUAAUGAACAGGUAAAACAUGUGAUUGAUGAGAACGUGAACGACGUGCAGGAAGACAUGAGUGACAUUAUCGUUCUGGAUGAAGUUUAUGAGGAAAGCGAUGAUCAAGAUGCAACGAACGGAACCGAAAACACGCCGCAGGUCGGAACGCAGGAACGUAAGGCUGAAGAGGUCGAGAACUCUGAGGAAUCUGUGAAAGUUUCUGUGGUUCCACACCGUAGCAAGUUUGCUGCGGGAAUAAUUCCUUUUGAGGAAACCCCUGAGUUUACAGAGGUUGCUGAAGCAACAGGCGUUUACAUGAAGAUUCGGGAUCUGCUGAAAGGUUCGCCAAGAAAUCAAGCUAAAAAUAAGAAGUAGCUCAAACACUUUCUUUUAUUCGCUAGCCAGUCAGUUGUACAUUUUCGGUGGUCUUUAUGAUAGGUUGGCAAGUGUGUGUUCUGUGUUGUACAGUACUUUUUUUUAGAAAACAAAGUCGCAGAUUGACACAUUUGAUCCAUGACGUGAACUGGUUUUGUACUUAAGAUUUAAUCUCCUGUGUUCAGUUAUUUUUUUAUUCUUGUCGAAUGAAUUGUUGUUCUUUUUUCUAUGGCAGUUUGGUUAUAUAACCGCCAUAGAAUCUUUUUAAAAAACAACUUAAACACUUUUAGAUUAUCCCCUUGUGUUUAUCUCAUUAAAUUAAAACAUUUUAACGGGUAGAUAAAUCAUUUUGAUUAACUGUAGAUUUUUUAGAUAACGUCGAUUUUUUUUUUUUUUAAGUGAGAGUGAAUACUGUAACCUUUAUUUGAUUCGUUUCUUUCAUUAUCAUACAAACAGCUCCCCAAGAGGACUUUAUUACAGAAAUAAAAACCCAUACUAACAGACUAACCCGGGGGGGGGUUCAAACUUUGGUACCUUUAGCACCCCCUAGUGGAAUAUGACACUAUAGGAAAUUGUUAACAUUAGUUCUCUCUUUAAAUACAAUUCAAAGUGUUUGAUAAGUAUGUAAAAUAUAGUUUUAUCCUGUACUUUAUUAUUGGGUAGUUGUCACUCUGGUAACAUCACAGAUGCAGAGUUUGAACACACUACUCGCACAAUAGUAUUCUAUCUCUUCUACAUCAGUAUAUUAAAUUCACAGAAGGGCAAUAAAAUAUCAAAAAUA
This is a messenger RNA of Triplophysa dalaica, 2957 nucleotides long. It is a transcript of the gene zcchc8, whose product is annotated as zinc finger, CCHC domain containing 8. The record is from RefSeq and is a predicted model, not a curated record. Gene Ontology annotation, cellular component: catalytic step 2 spliceosome. The transcript is spliced from 14 exons. The coding region runs from base 50 to 2176 and encodes 708 amino acids. Lineage: Eukaryota; Metazoa; Chordata; Actinopteri; Cypriniformes; Nemacheilidae. Gene Ontology annotation, molecular function: RNA binding; zinc ion binding.